This is a messenger RNA of Astyanax mexicanus (Mexican tetra), 1648 nucleotides long. RefSeq lists its product as uncharacterized. The record is from RefSeq and is a predicted model, not a curated record. Bases 257 to 1153 code for a protein of 298 amino acids. Lineage: Eukaryota; Metazoa; Chordata; Actinopteri; Characiformes; Acestrorhamphidae. The transcript has 3 exons.
UGUAGAGGGUUUUCCAUCCACCAAGUUUUUGCGCAUUUUGAAAAUGCGCAUGAAAAAAGCUGGAUGGAAAAAGUCAAAAAUUCGAAAAAAGCCCCAAAUAUCGCAAAACGAUUUUUACGCUAGGAGGGGGUGGAAAAGUUAGAAUAUCGCAUCGCCAAAAUUCGGAAAAACUGGAUGGAAAAGGGUUUUUCGCAUAAAAAAUGACGUAUCAGGCCUCAAGUCAUGUGAUUCUGUACCAUGUGAUCAGACCUAAAACAUGGCGGGACAGGAUUGUCCGUCGCGUUAUGUGUGGACGGACGAGGAGACUUCAGCUUUCCUUGAUUUAAUCGACGAAAGCAACAUAAACGCUAUACUGGAUGGCAAACAACAACGGAAUGCACAAAUGUACCAGGAAUUGCAGCAAAAAAUGUCCAAGAAAGGUUUUGAGAAGCCUUGGCCGAUAAUGAGAAGCAAGUGGAAAGCUCUGAAACAGCGCUACAUGAGUGAAAAGAGGCAGCAGUCAGCAAGUGGAGCAGCAGGGAAGACAAAAACCAACUUCAGGUUUUUUGAGAAAAUGGAUAAUAUUCUUGGGCAAAGGCCAAUCGUCACAUCUCUCGCGGACACUAUUAACAGUUCAGGUGACGGUGAGACAACCAUGGCAGGACAGGAUGGGCAUGAAACAGAUACAGCUGAGUCCGAAACCUCGUUUGAAAGACCUGAAGAACAAAAUCCAGCUCAAGGACAGGGUGAACAACAGGGGAGACCACCUGCAUCCACAUCCCAAAGAUUUUGGAGACGGUCUUCAGUUAGGAGCAAGCAGGUUGAAACAGGCCAACUGUAUGAAACUUUUCUUAAACAGCAGCAAGAACAGGCAGAGAGAGAGCAAGGGACACUACAGUCAAUUGCAACUGUCUUAAGCCAAGCUGUGCAGUGCUUUGAGCGAUGUGCAGAAGCUGCUGAAAGACAUGCACAUGCCACUGAGAUUAUGGCAGGAAUGAAUAGACAGGGCAGUGGCAACACCCUCAAUUAUUCUUCACACCACUCUCACCCAAAUUCAAGUUAUUACCCACAUGCAGCUACUACACAGCCACCUAAAUAUUACAGUCAGCAAAGUACACCAGAUAAUGGUUCCACUGAUUCACCAGCUUUCCCUACCUACUUUAAUUUAGAGUAAUAAGCAACUAUGCACUUUUUUUAAGUGGCAUCUAAGCACUAGCCCAAGCACUGCUUUACUUUACUGUUCUUGGCUGAACAGGUUUAUUUGAAUUUACAUGUUCUAGGUCUGUUUGACUGAGGGCUUUGGUAAAUAGAAAUGUUAGGUGCUGUUCAUAUUAAGGUUUUGAUGUUUUUAUGGUUCUAACUUGCAAAACUAUGCAAAAAUGUGUUGUAGGAUUGAGGCUUAAAAUGCAAAUUUGUUAAACAUAAAAGCUGCUGACAAAAUGGUCAUUUAAAUAUGUUAUGUAGUGUUCUACAUGUUGAAAACAGAAUAUUGCUUUUUUUUUUUCUUUUGCCUUAUGGUCAGUGAAAUCUUGGCUCCAUUUUAGUUUUUUUUUUGUUUGGAUCUUAUGUGAUGUCAUUUUGAUACAAUCAUACUACCUCAGUUUGUAAUUUAAGGACUUUUGUUGGGAGCAUAUUUGGGUACUAUGUACAUUUGAACUAUGUACAUCUG